AUGGAAAAGCUUGCUGCUCUAAUGAUGAUUUUCUUGCUAGCCAUGCCAAUGGGGCAUUGCAGCCUUGAAGGACCGGAGGAAGUGGAUGAAUGGUUCCGUAAGCUGCCUCAUGCAAAGGAAAAGAUAACCAAGCUCCAUUUCUUCUUUCACGACAGAUUUGCAGGAAAGAACGUAUCUGCGGUGCGGGUUGCCCAUGCAUCCAGCACUGCCAAAUCGCCAACUGCAUUUGGUCUAGUUUUCAUCAUGGAUGACCCAUUAACAGAAGGGCUCAAACCCACGACCAAAGAACUGGGUCGAGCUCAAGGACUGUACGCGUUUUCUGGGCAAGAGGAACUGAGUCUGCUGAUGGCCAUGAACUUGGUUUUCACAAGCGGUGAGUACAACGGCAGCACUCUGACCGUUUUGGGCAGGAACCCGGCUGUGCCACACCGUGAGAUGCCGAUCAUAGGCGGCUCAGGCGUUUUCCGACUGGCACGUGGAAUUGCGUCAGCGAAGUUACUUGAAUUCAACACUACCACCGGUAAUGCUCUCAUCGAGUACAAUGUUGUAGUGAUACACUAUUAA
Messenger RNA from Theobroma umbraticum, 564 nucleotides. The record is from RefSeq and is a predicted model, not a curated record. Lineage: Eukaryota; Viridiplantae; Streptophyta; Magnoliopsida; Malvales; Malvaceae.